Clarias gariepinus (North African catfish) is the source of this 748-nucleotide messenger RNA. RefSeq names its product tetratricopeptide repeat domain 32 (gene ttc32). The record is from RefSeq and is a predicted model, not a curated record. The transcript has 3 exons. The coding region runs from base 69 to 515 and encodes 148 amino acids. Lineage: Eukaryota; Metazoa; Chordata; Actinopteri; Siluriformes; Clariidae. Gene Ontology annotation, molecular function: protein binding.
AGAAAUCGGUGCCAUAGUGAUAGUGAUAGUUUAUCGAUAGUUGUUGCUGUCGGUUGAGAGACGGAGACAUGAUGGAGGACCAGAGAGACAGAGACAUUAGGGAGGACCAGAGAGACAGAGGAAAUGUCCUGAAGGAAGCUAAUGCCGAGUUUAACAGCGAACACUAUCAACGCGCGGAGGAUUUAUACACAGAGUUUAUCAACAUCUGCACGGCGUCUGGAGACUGUGACAGUCUUGACCUCGCUGUAGCCUACAAUAACCGCGGGCAGGUCAAGUACUUCCGGGUUGAUUUCUAUGAAGCCAUGGAUGAUUACAGCUCAGCUAUUAAAGCACACAGACAGUAUGAAGUGCCUUAUUAUAACCGAGGAUUAAUCCGGUACAGACUGGGUUUCUUUCAAGAUGCUGAGAGUGAUUUUAAGAAAGCGCUGGAAAUAAACUCGAACUUUAAAGACGCCAGACUGAGUUUACGUCAGACGAUUUUGGACUGUGAAGAAAAAACAAGAAGAGUAUAUUGAGGACAGAUUUUCACCACCAUGUUUAUGACUUAAAUAACUUUAUUCCUAAGAGUGUGCUGUGAAUGGCUUAGAGAUGCUUUAAAGCAGAUUUAUACUUCCAGAUCUAAUCUUUUUGUAAUUUUAGCAUAAAAUUGCUGGGGAGAGAAUUGAAUUGUCUGUUUUGAACAGCUCUUAUUUAAUGAAAUAAAAUGCACACGAUAUUGUAAAUUGUAAUAAAAGAAAAUUUUACCGCC